CUGAAACCGAAGAAACGGUCAGAGCGCCAGACAGCGCGAGCCAUCCCAGUCAGGAGCUGCAGCGGGCAGGGCGGCAGCAGCCAUGAGGAAAAGGUGAUCUAUUACAGCCCAGUCUAUACUGCCAUCAUUAGGGACCCUUAUAGAAUUUAUUUCAAUAUCCCGAAAACCUAGUCACCUUGUGACAGUCAACUCCCAUCACUCUCAGCCCACCUCACAGUAGGUUCUGGACUGCAACCCCCAACAGGCACAGGCAUCCUAAUAGCUGGAUAGCCUCCCCUUUCCGUGCCCAGUAUCGCCACCCCAGGCUGUCGUGCAGUACGCACCUUGUGUUUCCCCUUUCCAGGACGUGGUUUAAUCAAAUGUAUUAUUGCAGCAGAGCUGACAGAUCCCUGUCCAUCAAAAGGGAACAAACUUGCCACUGGACUGCAACUCCCAUCACUAAUCAGUGAUAUAAUCUGUCUACACAUUACGGGACUGGCUUGUAUUUUAUUUGUUUUUGCCCACAUUUUUAUAUUGUUGCUAUUUUAUUAAUAUAUUAAUGGUACAUAUUGAAAUAUAAUGUCAAUGAAUGCCUAGCAUGCUCUCUGUAUGCAGGGUGUAUUGUACACUGACUGUAUAUACUAUAUAUAGGAUUACAUAUUGUACACUGACUGUAUAUACUAUAUAUAGGAUUACAUAUUGUACACUGACUGUAUAUACUAUAUAUAGGAUUACAUAUUGUACACUGACUAUACUAUAUAUAGGAUUACAUAUUGUACACUGACUAUACUAUAUAUAUAUAUAUAUAUGAUUACAUAUUGUACUCUGUGUAUACUAUAUAUAGGAUUACAUAUUGUACUCUGUGUAUACUAUAUAUAGGAUUACAUAUUGCAGGGUGUAUUGUAUACUGACUAUAUACUAUAUAGGAUUCCACCUUGCAUGGUGUCAGUAAUCACUGCUAGGGGUGUGAGCUGUUUAUAUGGAUUUUACUGACCUCUACCUGGCUGAAUAGUUUGCAUUCAAUUGCUUCCAUUGAAUUUCUAUAGUUUUGCUGUGUGUGUGUGUGUGUGUGUGUGUGUAUGUUGCUUUUUUUUUUUUCCAUACCGUUUUUAUUUUGUCUUGUGCUGGUGUGAUCCUAAAACAGAAUUGGGGUGGUGCUGGUGGCAGGCAGGCAAUGUGUGUGAAAUUCAUAGUAUGUCUAUUAUUUCCAUGGAAGUGUGUCAGCCUUCAGUAGUGUUUUUUUGGCCUCAUGCCACUGCUCUAAGCUGCAGGUCCUAGGAUUGGCUUUACCAGGACAGAGUGAUGAUUGUUCUAAUACAAGGUUAUGAUAUUUUGUUAAAUGAAUUACACAGAUGAACCUCAUUGACUGAAACAGUGCGAUUUACAUGAUUUUUGAUCGCUGUGAGUGAGGUACCAUCCUGCAUAUUCUUUGCAAUCUGUUGACAUAGAUGAAAUCAAGGCAAUAGAAGUAAUAGAAGAUACUUAUAUUUACUAAAUGGAGACAUUAAGUACUUAUUUCUCCCAUUUCAUACGCUGCUUCUCCUUAUAUCUUUAUUUUGAAUAUUAGAACCGUGAUACAUAAUACUUUUAUUUGGGGUUAGAGGUGAAUAUUAAUGCAAAAACAGGUGUCAUUCUAGGGUUCCGUGCUAAGUGAGGCAUAAUCGCUAUGGAAACCAAUAGUUUUUCUCACUAUUUAUUGUUUUGCACCCAGAAUAGCACCUGUUUUGCUUUUGUUAGAACUCCCCAUUGUAUUUAUUGCAUUGCUCUUUUAUUGUUGAAAAGUUAUUUGAAGCUAUUUUUAUAAGCAUGGCCAAGUCCCCUUAUGUCACUGAUUAAUGUGAUCUCUUCAGUACUUUUCAUUUUUAAUUUUAUUAUUUUGCAAAUUUACAUAGAUAUGCACUUAUACCACCAGCCCAGUAAUUUUAUGGCAACUUCUCUAAAUUCCUGAGAUUCCGCCGUUACUAAUGUGCUUGGUGUAAAACCUGUUCAGGAGUUCAGUUUGUGAGCUAAUGAGUAACACAGUAAAUUGUAAUAAUAAAUCUUUAGAUCUCUGAGAUGUUUCUGGAUAUUUUGGAUCUAAUAAAGUACUGAUGGUAAAUACAUUUGGUGUAGGAAUUCUAAGCUGCAGGGUUUGCAUUUGGUGUUUACCUAGCUAUUGUUCUUGGAAACCUCUGAAUAUUUGUAUACAUGACUCCCUUUUUACUAAGAUCCUUUGAAUUGUUUGCAAAACUGUGUAAUUAAAGAGAGCCAUUUUGUGUGGUAAUUUUAGAGUUGAAGCUUGUAGAUAUAGUUCAAUAAUAAUAAAAAUGCAAAUCUUAUUUUAAAUGCCUAUGGCAUUUUAAAGUUUCAUUGACGUUCCAACUCAUUCAAUAUUUAACAUAAGAGAAAGUAUAGACCACUUGUGCCACACAUAAGAUGUUCUAUGGAGAAUCUGGGGGUUCUCUUUUAUUUUUGUGCCUGCACGAGGCUACAACAAUGAAGCAGCGCUGGGAUAUGAAGGCAGGAUCAAAAAGUUGAUGGAAGCACCUAGGUGAGCGCUUUAGCUUCUCCUCUGGCUGCCAUAUGAAGUGGCCAUGCUGCUUCUGUGUAUUGUUUGCCCAAUAUUCAAGGGCUGCAAAAGUAAAAGCCAAAAAAACACCUACUUUCUAAUCCAGCAUCAUUUUUACAGCAUCUUACACCGAAUUAACCAGCAUAAUAUUACAGAUAAGGGAUACCUACUUGAAAAUGAACUUUAACUGAUUAGUCCGACCAUGUGAGUUGUUUAUGAAUAUAAUCUGACAGCAGUGACACCGUCACUAUGCAUAAUUCAUGCACGUGAUUCGUUUAGGGCAUUGCUUUCCCCAUGGACAGUCAGAUACUCUUUAAUCUAAAUAGUUUUCCUUACUUUGCUGUGAUCUUGUGCCUUCUAGGAUGAGCUUUCAAUUUACCGCAGCCAAUCGUAGGCUGUCUAAAUACUUGCUUGACUGCAACUACAAAGAUUCUGAGGGCGUUUGGAUACCUGUUGACUUCCCUGAGUUAGAACAUUCUGAAUUUGAUUUGUAUGCCAGGCCAUGCAGAUCAACCUGCUAUUAAUACAAUUUCAAAUAAUUCAGAAAAGGGUACAGUUAAGAAAACUAAAAGCACAACCAAAGGCUAAAUUUUAACUAGUAAUUAGAAUGUUUUUCCUCUUCUGAAGUUCUGUUUCGGAAGUUCUAGCUGUGUUCACUGGAGUGGCUGUGCUCUGCUCUGAAGCCUUGAUAAACUCCCUAGUGUUCUUGGACUAUUUUGGUAUGUCAGCUCAAGAAGGAAAAGCAAACAUGGAAUGAGAUCAUCUUGUCUCGCCAACCCAAGCUUUUUGAGGGUGUGGCUGGAAGCUUUUAUAGUUAACCGUUAAAUUUCAAUUUGAUUUAGUCAUAUUGCAAUGAGAACUUUUUUUUUUUUUUUUUACAGCAUUUCAUGGUGUUAGAGAAACUGGCAUGUUUCUGUUGGUGGCCAUAAUCCUUUCUCUGACCACUAUAAACACACAAAGCUUUUGCUUGAAUGAGGUCAGUUACCUCCACAGCAUCUUUCCAGAAUGCACAAACCAUACGUGCACUUACAAUCCUUAGCUAACGCUUUAUAAAAUCUUUAUGAAAAACUUGGUCAAGUUGAAUGAGUGUCAUUGAAAUUCCAACACCAUCAAUACAGAAAAAAGUUAUUCACACAAGCGUGAGAUUAAAGCUUUAGUCCUAAACUGCAGAACUGAAGCCAUUUCUAACUUGUAGAUGUUUUCAAUUCAGCUAUUUUUUUUUUUUCUUAAGUUUGAAUUCCUGACAAUUCACACAUUUGUGAAUAACUGAAAAAUAGGGGAAUGCGUUGCUUUAUUUACAACUUUGGACAUGGUGAAACUGAUGACUGUCCCGGUGCCAAUGAUAUGUCAUGGCUUCCUCCAUGAUAGUCCAAACCAAUACUCCUCAUAGAGGAGCAUCGGGGACAUGUUGUGCAUACAUGGUGAGCGCUGCAUGCAUCCAAGCUUCCCCAUAGGAUAGCAUUGUAUUCAAUGUUUUCCUACGGUCUUCCCCAUCAUGUGACAGAGCUUUAUUCUAUCACUGCUACAGAAGCACCAUUACUGGCUGUCAGUAGUGGAUUUCUAACCUUGCAAUGUAAACAUUGAAGUUUCUAAAUAAAACUGCAAUGUUUUACAUUGCUGGUUAAAAUGACAGGGCUCACAGCAUGAAGACCACUUCAUUGAGAUCAAUGGUCUGGGUGACUAUAUAGUUUCCCUUUAACCCCCAAAUGUCAGAAAAUUGAGCAGUGAGGCUGCAGGGGCAUGAUUUAUAUACCAUAACUGCUUCACUAAGCUAAAGGUGUUUAGAUUCUAAGUUUCUGACUCUUUGUAAAUUAUAACAAAAUGCUAUGUUCUUUACAGAAAUAUUGUUGCAUUAUGCAUGUGGAAAAAGGAAUAGAUAGUAGUAUUAAAGAAAUACUGUGCCCACCAUAUCAACAUAAUCUAAAUUAUGGUGCCAGGAGGCUCCCAGGCAAGCUCUUACCAUAAAUGAUUAAACCUUUCAGGAACGGUUUAACCCCAAAAGCCGCCAUCCAACGUCGGGUCUCCAGGUCCCCCAGCAGCAUUCCGUUUCGGAACGUUGUUUCAUGAAGUGCGGAGUGCAGUCUUACAGGGGCACCACAGAUUGGCAAGAGCAAUCAGCUGACGCUCUGUGCCAAUCAGUAGCUUACCAUUCAUGAAAAACGUAACCUUUUUUUUUUUUUUUUUUUAUGAAUGAGGAGCUACUGAUUGACAUAGUGUCAGCUGACCACACUAACCAAUCAGCAGCGUCCCUCCCCAGUGGCACCGUGCUUCCGGAAACUCGGGUUUCAGAAACCUGAUGCCUUUUGGGGUUAAACUGUUCAAGCCUUACGGUAAAAGAGCACCUGGGGGCCUCCUGGCACCAUAACUUCAUUUAGCUAAAGUUAUAGUGACACAAGUGUUCCUUUAAUAUACUACUGCAGAAUAAGGUUCCACAAAAAUAAAUAUUUUGUAUGCAAAUAUAAUUUAUAUAUGCAUAAUAUUUGCAAUCACACAUACGAUAACUUGAUCUUAUCUCUUUUCUUUACUUGCUGAAUUUCAUUAUGGAUUUAAUUUUUUUUUUUUUUUAAAUCUAGCGAGGUCAUAGCUGCAGAGUCUGUAGCCUGUCUAAAUUCGGCACUGGCACGCCUUCGCGAUAUCUGGGAAGAAAUUGGUAUACCAGAAGACCAGCGCCUCCAAAGGACAGAUACAGUAAGGAAACAUGUAAACGUAAGUAGAAAUGAGCAAUAGAUUUGUUUAUUAGAGCUUUAUAAAUAUUGUACACAGAUUAAAAUUGGGUACACAUCUCGUGUGGAUGUAAAUUUACCCGUUUUAAAAGCGGGAUUUCUCAAAUUUCCAUUAGACUUAACACUGAAAUUGACUUUAUCUAUUGAUGCAAAAAAAUAAUUGACAACUGUAAAUACAGUAGAGUGGGCGAAGGGCACUCCUGGCAAAGUGACUUAUACAGGGAGCUGUAGUGGUUAUGGUGCUUGGAGUGUUCCAUUAAUUUCCUAAUGAUGUGACCCUUAAAGGGACAUUUUAUUACUUUCAGGCAACUCUCAUUCAAAACCUUUAGCUUUGAAUAAGACGUUUGCCUUACGCUGCAGCAGGCUGAAAAAAAAGCAGGUAAAUAUGAUAAAUUGUUUUCUUCUUCUUCUUCUUUCUUAUGCCUUACACACCCACUUGAGGGAGGCGCUGAUCUAAUCCAUCCAUGUCCCAUCCCUAGGAAUGCUGGUAUUGGGCAUUAUAUAUAUAUAUAUAUAUAUAUAUAUAUAUAUAUUGUGUGGAGUUGGAAGAUCUCUACACCUUGCAACAUCCUGAUUAGUGUGAUUAGGCAGUGCAGUGUCUGUCGGUUUCUCUGUUCUGCUGUUGCACAAUGAUGCGUGUUUCUUUCAUUAGUGGACUGGUCUGUAAAGAUGAAGGCUGAAGAAACUCCUAGCUGAAAGGCAUGCCCAAAACUGCAAUCUGACCAAGCUUUUAGAAAGUUUAUAAAUAUUUAUUACAUACUUUUCAAAGUUUUUCUUGCUUUAUUUUGUAUAUUUAUUUGUGUUUUGCUGCUUUAAAGGGACAUUAUAGUCCCCAUAACAAUUACAGCUUAUUGAAUUUGUUCUGGUGGGUAUAAUUAUUACAUUCAGGCCUUUUUUUCAGUAAACACUGUCUUUUCAGGGAAAGUGCUAUGUGUUUACAUUACAGCUUAGGGAUACCUCAAUUGGCCAUUCCUCAUAUGGCUACUAGAGGUGCUUCCUGGGGCAGUUCUGCACACUGCCAUUCAGUGCAUCCACCCUCUGCAUGGAGACACUGACCUUUCCACAUAGAGAUGCAUUGAUUCAAUGCAUGUCUAGGAGAUGCUGAUUGGCCAGGGCUGUAUUUGACUUGUGCUGGCUCUGCCCCUGAUCUGCCUCCUUGACAAGCUCAACCAAUCCAAUGCUUUCCUACGUGAAAGCACUGUGAUUGGCUCAGAUCAACAUUUCUGAUGUCCGUCAAGCAGGCAGAUCAGGGACAGAUUUUUGCUAUAUUUAGGGGGAGGAGGGGGUUGGAUGGUAUUUUUAACACUAUAGGAUCAGGAAUACAUGUUUGUAAUAAUUAAGUGAUACAUGUCCCUUUUUAAAAUGACAUGUCUUAUUGUGAUCAUUCUAAUUUCUGUUUAGAAAACAUAUAUUACAUUUCAUCAGUGUCUAUAUCCCCCCCCACAGUUACUUCUCACACGGAUGAUUGAAGAGGAGGAGAGCUUGAAGGAGCGUCUUCUAAAGAGUAUUGAUGUUUGUCGCAAAGAGCUGAAUGGGCUCUGUUUGGAGCUACAUCUCCCGCCCUUUGAAGUAAGAGAUCACCAAACUCCUCUAAGCUUAAACUUCGUUAUACCUUCAUUGCCAUUGCUCUCCGUUAAUGUUGUUAAAUAGGUUGCAAAUGUAUUCAUCUGUGAGCCGAUUCUGAUAUCUGUAACUGUAAAAUGCCCAAUAGUUUCUGAAACUAACUUAUUACUCCGGUUUUUUAACAUUUUGGUACUUAUUCCAUGUUUGUUUUGAAUUAUAGUGUUUCUUAAAUUCUGCCUGCUAGUAUUUAGAAACCUGAAAGUAUAUUUUGUCAUGUUUUAGAUAAAAUAAUCAAAGCUAGGUGAAUGUAACUUUUUUAUAAAAGCUAUGGCUGUCUGUAUGCUUUUGACUUUUUAAACUUUUAUCAUCAAAUCUGCAAAAAAAUACUAAAUGCUAGUCUUUGAUCUAGACUUUGUGCGAUUAAACUUUUGCUAAUUCAUUUAUAAUGAACUUACCUUGUGCAGGAGGAGGAGGACUGCACUAUCUUGCAGUUGGAGAAGGACUUAAGGACCCGUGUAGAAGUCAUGUUAAAACAAAAGAAGGAAAGAUUGCAGGAACUAAAACUGUUAAAGGAGCGAGAGCAUGACUUGUGUGACCUCUUGUGCAUGCCUAUAUUAUUGAACGUUGACGAUCAUGGUGUUCCAAGCUUGGAGGAACUAGAUCAAUUUAGGAGGCGGCUUGCUGAACUUUCUGCAGAAAAGGUUCUAUUAUCUGUUUUAUUCCCAAAAAAAUGUGGUCUGUUAGUGACAAUAUCUCGCAAUUGUUACAUAAUCUUCUUUAACUUUAGGAGCGCAGGGGAAAGGAGUUUGUGAGUGUCAAAAGGCAGAUUAUUCUUUGUAUGGAGGAAUUGGAUCAUCUCCCUGACACAAGCUUUGAACGAGAUGUGGUGUAUGAAGAAGAGGAAGCUUUCUGCCUCUCAAAAGAGAAUAUUGCAUCUCUCCAUGAGCUACUGUUUCGGGUAGGUGGUUCUUAUUUUUACCACUAAAACCCAAAUAAAAAUUUAUAAAUCUUCAGCAUUUAGCUGAAACUCAGUGGGGUUAUGUAGACAUAGAUGUUUUUGUAUAGUAACAGAUAUGUAUAAAUUAACUAUCUGAUGCCUGCUACAGUGUGAGAUUGUUUCACUGAUGUCAAAUGCUGUAAGUUAAGAAUCUGUCUUCUGAUCGUUGGCAUCUUCACUACUGUUAUUACCUUGUAUGUGAUAUUCAGAAUAAUGAUGUUCGACUCUUGCCCUGACUGUGCUGUGACAGAAGUACAUUUCUGAUUAAUAAGAAAGUGGCUUCAUAAUGUCCCUGUUUGACAAGUGUGUAAUCUAUAAUGAGCUCUUGCAAGUGGCUCUUCAGAUUUUGAUUUUGUUUGUUCUAAACUGGUUUUACUAUUUAGUAAAAAAAAAAAAAAAAUUUGUUUUUUUAAUGUUCUAGAAGGCAGAUUUGGGUUUAGGGCUUCCUAAAUAGCUGCAUUAUAGGUAGGGUAUUCUAGAAGCAGCAACACUAUAUUAAUUACAACUGCAGGUUGUUGCAGUCUUCCAGUUUAUCAAUAAUGUCACUUUCAUGUCAUGGGGGCGUUCUAUCAAAUUUCCCUACCCGUGAAAAUCCUCGUCACUUCUGGUGAGGGGAAUCAGCUGGAUCCUGUGCUGCACAUGCGUGCUAGCACUCCUGCUACUCCGCCACAGCAAGAUCCUGGAAGGUAAGUAAAACUAGUUUUACACUUUCAUUAUAGUUAGUGCAUUCACUAAGCUUAGGACAUGGGACAUUUAGGGUUAAUAUUAGGGUUCUUGUUAAAUGGACCCUUUAAGCUCCAAAAAAUGUGUUUAUCUGCUGUCAUUUGCCUUGCAGAGUAUGAAAUGCCAGAAAUGGGCAAAGGUCUAAAUUACUGGGGGUGACAGUGGGGACCAGUGGACUCUAGGGGUUAUGGAGCAAGGAGAAGAAAUGGUACAAUCAUUUUGGAUAAGAUGUAGUGUACAUCAAAUAAAGGAUAUAUUCUGAGGUUCUGCAAAAAAAAAAAAAAAAACCUUGGCCAAAACUUAUUCUAACAUUUUAAAGACUAAUGUCUGUAAAGUGGUUUUAUUUAACAAUUUCCUAUGUUUUUGCCACGGGCACUUUUUUUCAAUUUCAGCUAGAAGAGCAGAAAACAAAAAAUCAAGUGUUAUGCGAUGAACUGCGAUCCAAAAUAACAGAACUCUGGGAUCGACUUAAUGUUCCGCAGGAAGAACGCGCUGCUUUCUCUGAAUACAUGACUACUGGAUCCAAAGCAAAAAUCAUGAACGUGGUAAGUGUGCUAACUAUUAAUUUCUAACACAGUCUAUGCUGCCAUGACUACAUCAUUCUGCUGUAACUGAGUCAGAGAGUGAGAACCCCUGGAAAAGGCUUUAAUUCUGCAACUCCUGAACUCCUCAUUUUAUUUUUUCCCCUCUUAACAGUUACAAGAGGAAGCAGAUCGUCUUCAGAAACUUAAGUUGCAGAACAUUAAAAAUGUUGUUGAAGUUAUUCGAACUGAAUUGACAUCUUACUGGGACAAAUGCUUCUACAGCCAGAAUCAAAGACUAGGAUUUGCUCCUUAUUAUGAUGGUUAGUGAUUGUUUUUCACACAUAUAUAUAUAUAUAUAUAUAUACACUGCAUAUGUACUAUAUUAUAUCAUGUAUAUACUCUUGAUAAAGGUGUGUUUGCACGAAGACGUCGAGCUUUUUGCUGGUGUGUUUAUUUUAAUUUACACUAAUUUGAACGGGUGGGUCUUUUGUUGGUAUUGGAGAAGGCAAUUAUUGAUCAGAGUAGCAAGUUGUGGCUCAUAUUCUAUCAAUAGAGGGGACUGCCUUGAAGCAGUAACAUGGGAUUAGCACCGUUGUUUGGGAAUAACAGAUGGGUUUGAGACUCUCCCCUUUUUAUUUUAAACUUACUAUAGACAGCUCUUUUAGUUGCUUACUUAAAGGACCACUAUAGUGUCAGGAAAACAAACCCUUUUUCCUGACACUAUAUAAUCCUUAGGGGCCCCCCUCCCGCUGGCGGUGACAUCUCCCCCCCCUCCGACGCCAGCGCCCAAGUGGAGCCAGAUGCGCAGCCAGACCCACACGCGCAUUAAAAACGCCCAUAGAUAAGCAUUGAGAAAUGCUUUCCUAUGGACGUUCUGCAUGCUUAAAGGACCACUAUAGUGCCAGGAAAACAUACUCGUUUUCCUGGCACUAUAGUGCCCUGAGGGUGCCCCCACCUUUACAAUGCUUUCCUAUGGAUGCUUGCGUGCUCUCACUGUCAAAAUCACAGUGAGAAGCACGCAAGCGCCUCUAGUGGCUGUCAAUGAGACAGCCACUAGAGGAAAUAGGGGGAAGGCUUAACCCAUUCAUAAACAUAGCAGUUUCUCUGAAACUGCUAUGUUUAUAAAAAAAAAAUGGGUUAACCCUAGAAGGACCUGGCACCCAGACCACUUCAUUAAGCUGAAGUGGUCUGGGUGCCUAGAGUGGUCCUUUAAUGCGAUUUUCGCAUUGAGAGUCAGGGAAGCGCCUCUAGCGGCUGUCAGGAAGACCGCCACGAGAGGCUGGAUUCUCUGAAACUAUGUUUACAUCUGAAGGGUUAAAUCCUGGGGGACCUAGCACACAGACAACUUAAGCUGGAGUGGUCUGGGUGACUAUAGUGGUCCUUUAAUAAUUUCCUUGACUCUUACUCUGUGCAAUACUCUGGCAUGCCUCUGCCUGCUAGUAUUUAACCCUGACUGUGCUUUUUAUACUAGUUUUAUAUUAUUUCUAACUGUGGCUCUCUCUAACCUAACCACUAUAUACCAUUAAUUGCUUUUCUCUCUAAUCUAAUCACUGCUUAGUUUUGAGCAUGGGUGGGUUUCCCUUUUGAUAUCUCUCGGGGAAAUGUAAUUCUCUUUUUUUUGGGGGGGGGGAAAGAGAGAAUACAGAUGCAAUUUAAUGAUGGCUUAAAGUUUUCACUUUGUUGCAACAGGUGCCCAUAAUGUUCUUUCCUUGCUUAUAGUGCUGACAUAUUCUCUUAUUGGAAAUAUGUUGUAUAUUAUACCUUAAUGGUGGCUGUAUAAUUUAUGGCGCCAAUGUACCACUGGUGUAGUUAUUUGUUCUUAAAUAGAUUCUACAAUUAAUUCCGAAUUGGGGCCCUCCCGGUGUUUAACCAUGGGAGAUACCUAAAAACGAAUAAUACAAAUAUAUCUAUUUUAGCUAUGACUAUUGUGGUUGGUUUACAUAGUUAUCUACGCUUCUGGAGUUAACCCUUUGAUAGAACCUUUUUCACCUAUAUGAGGCUUAGUUUCUCAUAAGGGGUUUUUGGGUCCUUACAACAGGUGUAUAUAGUUCUCGCUAUAUGUACUUUUUUUUUCCAACAUUGGCAGGAUAUUGGAUGUUUAAAUUUAGCAACAUAGAUAUAGCAUAAAAGGGUUGGCUUUUUGUACAAAGCAAAUAUUCAACCUUUAAAAUGAAUUAGGAUGUAUUAUUUAUUUAUUUAUUUUAUCUGUUGCGUCCUCCUUUACGAACAUUUUCUCAUUCCCUCCCUAUUCCCUACUUCUUCCCUUCCUAUUGAUUCUGUGUGAUGCUUAAAUUACCUACCGAACACCUUUUGAGUAACAGUGAGACCUCAUGUCCUACAUCUGGAACUCCUUUUUCUUCUAUAUACUGUAUUGGCUUCAUUUUGGUGUACAUUAUGAGUGGCUAACUUAACCUUAAUCCUGUUUUAGAGGAUUACGGAGAGGACCUGCUUGCCCUCCAUGAUGCCGAGAUCAGCCGUCUAAAACAUUACUACGAGGUGCACAAGGAGAUGUUUGAAGGUGUACAGAAAUGGGAAGAAAACUGGCGACUCUUCUUAGAACUUGAUGUAAGCAUGAUGCAUGUGUGUGAUUAGAGGGCAGUGCAUGUCUUAAGAUCCUAGAUCUUGGAGGUGAACAGUUUUAGAGAACUUUCUUUUAAUACCCUAGCUGAUAGCUAACAGGCAAUUUAAUACAUAACCAAUCUUGCAUUUAACAUACACUCAAAAAAAUUGCUUUGGACGAAGCAAAAGUAUUUAAUUUUUUGCCGGUUAAUAAAGCCAGAGAUUUAAUAAGUUUUAAGUGCCUUAAGGCCAGGGACCGACGAGUAAAUCGGCAAGUUGGCUGUAAUGCAUGAUCCAGGGCAACAAACUCCAGGCACCACUUCCAUGACCACUUCAGCUGCCCUGUACUGUGCCCUAUACGCCCUAUAAAGCCAUGAGACUAAAUGUGUUUUUUUUUGUUUGUUUUUUUUUUUUGUACUACUGAUAACUUCCUUUAAGGUAGGUCUGCAGCAGGUGCAGGCCACUAGUCCCUGGUUCCUCCCCUUUAACGUCUCAUACUUCUGUCUUGGAUCCAUUGUGAUUUUUAUUUCAUGGUUUAAAAGUGUGGAGAUGAGAGACUUUGCAGGAGUUCUUUUCAUAGGGAGAAGAACUCCUACAAUGUCUCAUCUCAACACUGUUAAUCAUAAAAGAAAAAUCACAAUGGAUCCAAGGCAGAAGUACAAUAAUCAGACUUGCGUUAAAAAGGGGGAAAAACAAAACAAUUUGGUAAAGUGGUUUUUGACCUUCCAUGUUUCAUUUGUACAAUCUUAUGUUUUAAUAGCUAUAAACUGAGCUUAACUGAAGCGAUCUGGUUUGGCGCAUUAAUACACACUGCCGUUUAUUAGCUAAAUGGCAAACUGUCAAUCACCGACUAUACAGACCAGAUUAGUCCUACUGGAAAAUGUCCUGUUUAGGAGAGUUGUAGAUUUUCUAAAUCUUUAAACUGUAGAGAGCUGCUGCUCUCGUUGAAGCUUUACAUUGUUCCUAUAUAUUCUGCUUUGAUUUUCAUUGUAGAAAAAAGCAACAGACCCCAACAGAUUCAAUAACCGUGGAGGUAACCUGCUAAAAGAAGAAAAGCAGAGGGCAAAGCUGCAGAAAAUGCUUCCAAAGGUAGUGUCAGCCAGUAUGCAAUGCCUCUUCUAUUUACUGUACAAUUAUUAUUCUAGUGCUUUCUGUGUCUUUCAAUAAUUUCAGGAUUUUUUACAGAGUGAAUUUCAGAUUUGAGGUAAAAAAAAGUCCGCUAAUUCAUUUUGAAUUCUCACUUUAGUGAAUAACAAUGGUUGGGUCAUUUUAUAUCUUUGAACACUGCGCUGAAACGCAUCCUGAAAGAGAUUAGGGGGUUCCAUAUUCUCAACUUCAUUCAUCAUUUUCACUGCUCGCACUGUGGUGAGAGCUCUAGGACCAUUCAGAGUGUUUCAGCAGUGCUCUUUGCAUGGUCUGCCAUAAAAUGGGGCUGGCCAGGAGACUGUCUGUCUCUGGAGUACUUGACACCAGUAUGUAUGACCAGCUCCUUCUCAAGGCCUGCCCACACCCUGUCCCAAUUGCAUACCUGAUUUAGAGAAAUUAAUUUGGUUCAAUGAUAAGUGUGGGAGCCCACAGACUGCAUGAUUUCUGGCUCUGAAGCUUUUAUCCACACAUGACAUUGACAAUAUUUCUUUACAUUUUGUGUGGUUAUUUUUUGUGAAACCAAUUAAUUUCUUUCUUUUAGAUUAGAUCUGAUGUAGACCUCAGCUGUUAGAUAAUUAAAAUUAUGCUUGCCAACCGUUAAGGCCGGCUUAGUUCUACAACAGCCUGGUAUCUACCCAUUGUCCCCAGUUAAGAUGUGGAUAAAUCCAUGUGGGUUUUUAGUUGUAGCAGCCUUUACCUAGAGUAGUUGGAGCAGUGGAUAUAGUACAUGUAUUAAUACAUCUGGAUUGUGUAUAUAAUAGUGUUUUUUUUUCUCCUGUGUAGCUGGAAGAAGAGUUAAGAGUUCGCAUUGCGGGCUGGGAGCAGGAACAGGAUCAAGAAUUUUUUGUUAAUGGUAAAAAAUUCAUGGACUAUGUUACGGAGCAAUGGGAACAAUUAAACAUGGAGAAAGAGAGGGAGAAACAAGAGAGGGUAAGGAUACUUGUCCUGAAACAUGGGUUUUGAUUUCAAGAUAUUUUCUAUUUAUUUAUUUUGCCAGUAUUCACACCAUGGCAGUACUAGUCUGUUUAGAGUUUGGUUUUAAACUAGUUAACAUUCUGUUACCCAUCUUACUCCUACCCCAACCCAGUGGUGUUAACCAUCAGUUUGUUGAUCCCAAAAUCACACACUUAUGUAUACUGGUGUAUGGCGAUAGACCUGCACAGCUAUAAUAAUCCACAAAAACAACCUUCUGUAUACUGGUGUAUGGCAGUAGAUCUGCAAAGACCAAAUAUUCCACAAUCACACCUUUUAUAUAGACAGAUGUAUGGCAGUGGAGGUGAUUUGUUACAAUAAUCCACUGUAACUCACUAUGUAGACUGGUGCCUUGAAUAAGCUCAGCGAUGAUCGUGUACUGAGACAAUAUUGUGUUUGGAGUGUGCUUCUUUAACAUCAGAAAGGCACAUUCUAAUACGUUUCUUAUACCAAAAUAAAUUAAAAUGACCUGCUAUGACAGGUCAAUUUCUCUUUGAAUCUGACCCGAGCACAUGGCAUUUAUUUUGUUCCCAGAGAUUAAUCAGGUAGUACACUUUUUGUUUUUAAUACAGCAAAUAAAGAAAAACAGACAGUUGGAAGAGGAGAUGAUCUAUGGAAGUGUCCCAAAGACUCCUACCAAACGGAGAGUUCUUGGGUCUACUACCCCUGGUAAAGUUCGUAAGGUAUGUUCAGCCUUGACAUUGACAAACCUUCAUACAGCCCAUUAACACAGUCCAAGGAACACUCUCAAUCUUCUAAUAACUUGUUUGUUUACGUUGUUCUGGGAGCAAGAGUGGCCGGACACACCUGAUGCUCUCAGCUGCCACUGAGUUAACACUUUCUUAUACUGCUGUGUAGAGAGGAAAGCAAGUGCCAGGUUCUGGAGCGCCUACUUCGGGUUUACACCAUUUCCAAAUGGUUUAACACCUGGCGGUAAGAAAAUGCCCGGACACCACUGCCCCUAGAACAACUUGGGCCUGUCACUUCUCUGAAAAUUACACACCUGAAUAAGACUUUAACCCCUUAAGGACACGUGACAUGUCAUGAUUCCCUUUUAUUCCAGAAGUUUGGUCCUUAAGGGGUUAAAAAAAUUUUUUUCCCCCAAGUGAUGCUCCAUUUUAUGUAUACAUGCAUUCUGUAUAUAUAAAGUGUAUACAGAAGCAUUAACAAAUAGCAACACAAUCCAAUUCUGUCCAUGCACAGCCAGGACACAGUGUAAAUGAGUAGGAAUAUAUGUAACACACACACACACACCCCUACUCGUUGUCUUAGUGUCGGCUGACUGCUGUAGCCAAUCAGCAGUGCCCCUACCCAACAUGAGAGCCAUUAUUGACAUGGUCUCUUGAUGCGAAAGUAAAUGCCUUAUUCCUCAAACUCUGGCAAGUGACAAAGCCAAACAAAAGUUGUGCCAGGUGUUGUCAAGUGGAAGAAAAAUGCAUAAGGCAAAAUAGUUCCUAUGGUGCCUUGUCUAUUUUUGUAGAAAAAGAACAGAUUAGGAAUAAGGAGAAGAGGAAAGAUUGACACAAGUUAAGUAUAGGAUGACAGAGCCACUUUACGUUAUGGGAGUGGAAGUAUUCCUUUAAAAAUAAAUAAAUUCCUUAUGGACAUUAAUUGCUCAGUGAAACAUGCUAUUGUAAAUUUAAACAAACCUUCCGAAAACUGAAAUGGGGCUACUGUUUGUGAUUAGGUGUUUUAAUCUCUACAGUGCUUUAUCUUGCUAAGUAAGCUCUCAGCCUUCGAUCCUCCUCCUGGGCUGCAUGCGCGGCAACAGCUGCGCGCGCAUUCAGCCGGUCUCAUAGGAAAGCAUUCAUAUUGCUUUCCUAUAGACGCUUGCGUGUUCUCACUGUGAUUUUCGCAGUGAGAAGCACGCUAGCGGCUGUCAAUGAGACAGCCACUAGAGGAUUUGGAGGCUGGAUUAACCCAUUUAUAAACAUAUUUAAAAAAAAAAAAAAAAUGGGUUAACCCUAGCUGGACCAGGCACCCAGACCACUUCAUUAAGCUGAAGUGGUCUGGGUACCUAGAGUGGUCAUUUAAGUUGUUCUGGGGGCAUGAGUGGCCCUGAUGCGCUCAUCUGCCAAUUACCUCUUAAUGUUAAUGUCAAUUUGAAUAUUAAAUAAACAGAACUGAUUCUUCUAGAAGGGGUGUUUUAGUAAGAACUUCAUUUUUCCCCUUUGAAUGGCAAAGGAGCCAAUUUUCAGCAUAAUUUUACAUUUUCCACGAUUUCUUGUUUAUGGAAAAAACACUUUUUUUUUUUAUUUUGCACUCAAUGCAUGUAUUUUACACUGUUAACACAUUGCAUGUGCAUGUUAUUUCUGCUCCCCUAAUUUUUCCAUGCUUUUUGCCCUCAGCUUCAUGGCACCUCUGUCUCCAGUGCUACCAACAGCACCAUGCGCUCUGCAUUCAGUGGAACACUUUGCCACUCUCCUGUGACACGUCCUCCACUCGCUAGUGGCAAGGUUAGUAACCUGCACUGAUAUGCGAUGGCUUCUUGGUCUCCAUUACAAAUGCUGCAUUAAUAUUUUUAAGCUUUUAAUGGCACAAAUAAUCCUUCCUCACUUUGCUUUCUUUUCCUCACUGCUGAAAUGUUUUCUGUUGUAGUGUAAGGAAUAGGUUAUUGAAUGUAAUAGUAGCUUUAAGGAGACUUGAAGCAAGGUUGUCAUGCAGACCUACAUCUUCAAUCAGAAUACUUUUCUGCCAUGUAACAAGAACAUGACAUUUCUGGAAUUGUUUAAAAUAGGUGUUGUGAAAUUAAAAUUAUUAAACCUAAACAUAUAUGUAAGUUUGGAGCUGUACAUUCUAUUGAAUAUUCUGUUUGCAAAAAAGAGCUACACAUGCUUUCACACUAGUCAUGUCAGUGAAUGAAUGUAGUGAUUCCAAUGGUGCUAUAUAUUCCAUCACACCAUAGGACAAUGACCUCUAAUCUCAGAUGGAAGCAGCAAUGAUGUGGUGCUGCAGUACAUACACUUGUUUAGAUGGGCAACUCUAAUAUUGCUGACCAGUGUUUAGAAUUCUGCUUUCUGGCCUCUGAAUUUUGCAAUGUUCUCCUCAGAAUACUAUUUUCUUUUAAAGCUAUAACUACUAUGUACCACUACGGAUUGCAGAGAAUUGAGAAGAGCUGUAAUUAAACGCUAUGACUUAAUAGCAACCUGACCUGUAUUUUGCUAUUACUGUUUUGUUUUUCUAUCCGGUAUUUCAAUGUGAUCUUUCCCCAUUUUAGCAAGGACUGCCUUCACGGACCCCAAGUAGAGUGUUCAAGACUCCACAAUCAAAACGGCUAGAGAAGAACAAAGAAAAUAUGUCCCAGCUAAAUGGAACCGCUAUGAGCGGUGGGUGCCAUCUCUCAAUUCCUGCCCAGCGUAACAUCAGCGUUAACUCUGUUGCCAGCACCUAUUCUGAGUUUGCGGUAAUUCACCUUUUCUAAGCCAAGAGGCCAAAAAGCUUUCAAUCACAAAGCAGCACACAGUCAGGAAAGCGUCAAUAUUUUAUUUUCGCAUGCCUGGUAGAACAGCAGAGUUUUGCUGAUUUUAAUGCUGCUGCAUGGCAAAAAAAUCUAGUGAUUUAGAAAGCACGGUACCGCAAAACUCCUCUAAUCACAAUCCAAAUACUUGCAUGCAUUGUAAUUCCAUAACCCAGCAUAUAAAAUGUUGACUUCUAGAAGGGUAUAGUAUAGAACCCAUUAAUUAUAUCACCAACAAUAUUUGUGGUGUGUGUGUGUGUGUGUGUGUAUAUAGUUUCUAUUAAACCCAGACCCUUUCCUGAAAUUCUACAUCUUCCUGCUUGAUACUAGAGCUCCCUGCCAUGCUUCAAUAUGCAUUAAGGACUCUACAAGGUGGAUUUAACCCUAACCUGCCUCAAACACACUGUAUUUUUAUUAAUUGCAUGUGUUAUAUCUGAAAGAAAGUAAUCCCUCUUCAGUAAAUCUUCUGGCUCUGAUUUGUGUGAUAAAACCCAGCAAAUAACCGAAUUUCUGUUUUGUCAUGUAUACAAAUUUGAGUGGACUAGUAACUUUCCAUUGCUAACAAGAAAUUUGUCUGCUAAACUUUUUCUAUUUAUACUUAAUGGAGUUUUAAAAAUAAGCAGGUAUGUCUGCUAAGUUAUUCUCUAUUUGUAUUACUUCAAUGGUCACAAAACAAUCCAAACUUAGAGUGCCCAGCUAGCUCACCAAAUGCACCUGCUGUGUCACAAACCCUUGCCGUAGAAAUGCACCUGUUGUCACAAACACUUGCCAUAGAAAUGCACUGCUGCUUAGAAAGACAAUACAGUGGUCGGGUAGGACAGAUCUUUGGGUUAUGGAGUGGGUCAGAUAUAUGCAGAUAGACAAUGCUUGACAGUACAGAUUAAUAUUUUGGAUGUCCUUAUUAUGCACUUUAGACAACACAAGACAGGAUCAAACAUAUCCAUUUAGUCAAAGGGGUGUAAAAUAAAGGUUAAUACAUGUCACCAUUCAUAUUUCUUGUUUAUAGAGGGAUUCUACUCAUAUUGACUCCACAACCACAAACUCAAACUCCAGGUCUGUAUUCACCACAUAUAUCCAUACCUGGUGCAUGCCUUUGGGGAACUAUACUAAGCCUUCUCUUAGUGGUUUAUUCACUGAACUGCAAAAUUAAACACAGGUUAAAAGUGUAGAAAUGUAUGUAUUGGCAUCUUAAAGGGGCACGCUCGGACAUAACUACAAGUAUCUGUGUAAAUUGAAGUAUUGGUGCCAAAACAAAAGUUAAAAAUGUGUCCACGGUUACUCAAAGUUUCAUAGCCACUCUAGUCUGCUGUAGUAGUUAUGGUACCAAGCGUACACUGUCAAGUUUCUACCAGUAAGGAGGAAACUUUACAAUGGUUUGUCAUUUCUCUGGGUCCUGCUGGGUGUCGGGUCACAAUGAAUGGUGGCAAAAUGACAUCUGGUUUCUGCAGAGGCUAGACUUCAAUCCUGCCAUUCAUUCAUUGUCAUCAGCUGAGCACUGCCGUUCACCAAAUGAAUAUCUGUGCAUAGAAUAUCCACAAAAUUAACACUAGCAAGCCAAGGACACAUGAUCCAUACAGACUAAUGAAAGCUUCCAGUAAUGGAGAUCCACCUCCAGUAACUAGCUGCAUGAUUCGGUAUGUGCGCGUUUCAUACUGGUCCUUGCACCAUGACCACUUUAAAAUGCUGACGUUGUCAUGAUGCAUGCAGUAACUCUUUAACUUGUAGGGAAAACCACUUUCAAAUUCACAGGAGGGUUACUCACUUGUACAGUUCUAGUUGAGAAUUAGCAAGGGAGUUGCACUAUUCGGGCCUAAAACAAGUAAUUCACCUGCAAAUUCUCCACAAUACGGAGUAUAGUGGGAAAGAGAGAAAACCCCAGUGUGUUCACUAAGGCCAUAUACAUACCAGCAUCUCCUUGGAUUUAGCUUAGUCUGCUCUAUGUGAAUAAACCUCUAAGUUACGUUCUGUCCUAAAGGCUACGGUAACAUACACUGAACAACUCCCACUCUUCCUCAGCACCCUGGUUUCCAUUCCAGCUACUAACAUUUACCUUAUUUCAUUUUUUUUUUUUCCUCUUUGUGCUUGGUUAUAUUGUAUUCAUGUUAAUGUUGCAGAUCCUGCUUACCUGCCAGUCAUUGCACACAGACUGUACAUAGAGCAAGCUGAUCCUGACUGUGUAACUGCUUUCAUUCCUAGCACGAUUUGCUGUGCUAUUGCUAACUGUAUGUAAAUGUCUUUUUAUUAACCCAACUAACCAUGUUUUGUUUUGCAGAAGCUCCUUAGUACAUGGCUUCAUCUUCUUGCUGUUGCUAUAUUAACAAUUGGCACUUAUUCCGCUUAAAAUAAAAUGAACACACUAUAAGCACCACAAGAACUAUCACUUUUUGUGUUGGCGCUAGAAACCUGUCCCUGGACCUUUUUAAAUCCUUGUCAAUUUUUUUUUCAGGUUAAAGUAGCUCUCUCCAAACAAUUUAUUGUGAUUUAAUUUUUAAGGAUAGAAUCUUAUAACAAUUGAUUGUGUUUUCAGCAUUUAUUUCAAUUCCAAAGCAGUCAAAAUAUAUGACAAAGAACUAACUAUUUUGUGUUAUGGGUAAGCCUAAAGUUGACAAAACUUUACAAAAAGGCAAAGUUGCCGCUUUCCAGUUUUGUUGCAAGCAGUGGUGGGAAUAUGACUUCCUAUAGAUAACGAUACUUGGUUUGUGAAGGAUCUUUCAGGAUCCUCCAUACAUAUCAAUGUUGUACUUAUGCAUAAGAGUACAGCAUUGACUUGACUACUGGUGGAUAAAGCGCCAGGAGCUGAAAAGGUCUGCAUGGGAUAACAUAAGGCAAGUAUAUCUACCUUCCACUGCCCAGGCAUUGCAUCUGAAGAGGGGAUGUCCCUUUAUGCAAGGCUCUUAACUGCCCCACAAUAUAAUUGUCUCUGGGUAGCACAACAUGAGCACGUCAUAGACGCACUUGGACCAGUGCAGUCAGUGCUUCUUUGUCAGCCUAUGGUGCUGGACACCAGGCGCUUUAGUGAGUGGCACUCAAGUUGUGUCACUGGUACCCACCCGACCCCAUUCCAUUAACUCCCAAUGUUGAAGUGUAUGCUUUAGGGGAUUUUUGCUAAAUAUGUGCUAGCUGUACUGGAAGCAGGCACACAAUACUGAUCCCUGACUGGCUUAGAACAGCUGUACUUGGAAGAAAAGCUAGAAUAUUGACAGUAAUAUUGACAUGAAUAUAAAGAAAAUGACAAAGAUUUAAAAUAUAGGGCUAGGAAACUUUAUUCAAAUAUAUGACUACUAUAAUAGCAUGUUGGUUAUGGACUUUAAAGUGUUCUUUUAGGCCUGAUUUUCUUCAUGGAAUAAAAUUUUUUUUGGUCAGAGUAACCCUUUACUAUGCUGAUCCCAGCAGCCGGAAAGGAGUGUUAGUUUAGGCACAUAUGUCUUUUGACAUGGCUAGAAGAAGAAUUCAAAUAUUACAUUGGACACAAACAUUUAGUUCAGAACAACCCCAAUGUAUUUUGGCAGCUGUGUAAGAUCUGUACAAAUCAAAAUUUAGAACGGUGGGCUCAUUUAGUUCUGAGAAAAUGGGUCUGUAAACCAGGUUUAAAAGCAAAGAAUUUAAUGUGUUUUAAAGCUUUAAUAGUGUAAAACAAAUGUGUAUUUAAUGUCAAGCAGUGUUACUUUUUUUUGGAUUAGGUAACCUUUUGUAGGUUAAUAAUACUUGCACCCAGAGCUUCAUAUGAACUGUUUUACAUUUGUGAUUAGAGUAAAGUUGACAAUGUGAGAUUUAUUGGCUAUGGUUUGUGCAUUUAUUUAUUUUUUUAUGUCUUGUGCCCUAAAAUUCUCAAAUUAGUUUUUUUCCUUUUAUAUUGUAUUCCUGCAUAGUCUAUAAAGUUAAACUGUACAGGGCAGUGUACAUGUGUAUAGUACUCUUAAAGUAAUAGCCAAGCAGGCUAGUGAUUUCUCCCCUCAACUAAAAAUUAAAUAAAAAUAUCACCCUAUUUUAUUUUUUUUUCAUUUUAUGAAUGGUUGCUUUCAAGCUCUGUAAAAAUAUUUACUUCUGUCUUGCAGCGAGAACUUUCAAAAGCUACAAAAUCUGAUGCAAACCCUCGAAUUCUGAACUCAACUAUUACUCGUACGUAACAUCCAGACUUCCACGGAAAAUUAAAGAAAAGACCUAAUGGCAACGUGAAUUUUCACGUUUAAAACCCAUCUGUGCAGUCUCAUAUCAGAGUUCUGGAGUUCCAGAUAAAAUCGAAUUGCCUCGUUUGAGGAGAACACGUACUGCAGGCCGUGUUGUUUAUCGCGCAUAUUUUGCACUCUCUCUCAUCUCCUUAGCUAAUUAAUCAACUAGCUCCCAGGAAAGUUGCUGAACUGAUUAUUUUUGCAACAAUUCGUUUGCAUAUAUCCUCUAUUUUGCGAUUUAAGUUGGAAUAUAUUUAAUAAGAUCAUAUUCCUUUACACAAGACUCUAGUUCUCACAAGGUUUAAUGUUUUAUUUGUGUAUAUAUACGGUUUUUAUGUAAUCAUGAAUACCUUUGCACCUUUUUAUGAUGUCACUACAACUGUUCUACAAAGCUUUUUAAAAUUAUUUUAUUUUUUUGCCUAAUGAUGCAUAGUAGGAUUGUCUGGGUAUUUUGCAUGCAACUUCAAUGAUCCUUUGCCUGACAAAGACUGGUCAAGGAACAUGGAUGUUAUAUUGUCAAAUCUCAACUGUAGGUAGAGAGGGCACAAUUCAGCAGCACAUAAAGGAUCUAGUCCAUGUAGCUAUUCUCAUUGUGUACCAUGCAUCCAUUAAUUCUAUUGCUAUUCCUAGUAAACAAGCCCCUAAAUUUAACAGUAAUUUCAAAAAGUUAAAUGUCAUAUUUAUAUACAUUUUGUUACAGAAAAAAAUUGGCUAGUUUGCUUUUAAUUCAUGAAUAAAACAUUGUAAAAUGUAAUGAUGGUACAAACAUUCUAGAAUUAUACGUGUUGGUGUAAAUUACUUGCUGACAUUUAAAUCCCAUUUUAUUUUGAUGUAGAAGUAUCCAGCAUAGGGCAUUUUGAUUGAUAAGGAAGUAUCAUGCAGACCUAUUUCGCUGUUGCACAUAUACAUCUGUAUGAGAUUCCAUGUUUGAUGUCAAUAGCCUUUCAAUCCUCAAAGCCAUUUGGGGUUAUUGAUAGCCAACACAUUCAAAGGAAAAUGUUUUUUUAUUCUUUCAUAUUUAAAAAAAAAAAAAAUAUGCAUUCAUUUGACACACUUUUUAGUGUUGUUGUAGAGUUGUGAGUUUUUUUUAUAAAUAUUUUUCACUGCUAUAUUGUUUCCUCAUUUCAUCCACUGAUAUAGCAGCAUAGGGUGAUGUAAUGCACUCCUUUAGGACUGUUAAAGUGCUGGUGUACAGAAGCUGAAUGUGACUGUGACAACUUUGCAGAUUCAUUAGUCAUACAGGGGCAAGAACUAGUGUAAUCCUCAACAGGAUCUAUGCUUUUAAAACAACUUAUUUGCAUUUUAUUAGGUGAACUGUGUUGUUCCCUUACUUAGCACUAAACCUGCUUUAAUUUGCCAAACACAGCACUCAGUAGAACAGAUUCUAGAUCCACAGCUGUCUGUGGAAGACGGCCCUAUACAACAGGAGAUGUUCAGAAGAGCUACACUGGGACGGCUCUGGAUUAGAAUUUUAACUUUUUUGUAGUUAAAAAAAAAUAAAAAUAAAUAGGACUCUGGAAAGAGCACAGAAAGGCUUGGGUCUGAUGACUAAAACUUAUUAAUACGGAAUAGAAAUUUGUACCUCUUGCAUUAAAGAUAUGGCAAGUGGAGUGAGCAGAACCACAUAAAUCCCCCCUGCUUUUUAUUUAUUUUUUUCUUGGUGUUUUAUGCAAUGCAUUGAUGCAUAAAUGUAGCAUAGUUUAUAAGAUCUUUGAAGAAAUGGGAAAGUUGUCAAACAUUUUCAUUUACUUGGUUGCCCAUCUUUGUGAGCAGAUGAAUAAAACUGCAACUUUCACAGUAACUUGUAUAAGAGCUGAAUUCCAAGCUCAAUAGUCUGGUGUUGAUUCACAAAAACUAGUAAUCCUAUAUAAUAGCAAACUUUUCCUGGUCUGCUUUGGGGCAAACUUUGUCAUUUUGGCUAAACCAAUUUGUGUAGUGGUAAAUCCAUAAAUAGUGGUGUCAAGUCCAUGCCAAUUGCUAGUCCGCUCUUUUACAGGUAUUUUUGUGUAAAUGGUUAUAUUGGGGUAUCUGUAUUUCUUAGCCAUCCUCUUCCAAUUCUCUAAUCAUACAUGUUUUUAAAACCUGUUCCCUCUGCAUCAUUUGCCAAAAAAAAAUCAAAAGGCUGUGGCAACUUGUCUUAUGUACUUCUUUUUGACUUGUACAGUACCUGUAUAGUAAAUUAAAAUAUAUACACUACUACUUGUUCUGGUUUCUGUUUUGAUGCCGGAUAUUCACAAAUCUGUAGCUGACUUACAUAAUGCAUGCAUACAUACUUUGUGUGGAGAAUCUGUGGUAGAUAUGGAUUCAAGCAAUACUUUUGAUUUUAAAAAGAC
Pelobates cultripes (western spadefoot toad) is the source of this 23693-nucleotide messenger RNA. The record is from the annotation of a GenBank genome assembly. NCBI's taxonomy places the organism in Eukaryota, Metazoa, Chordata, Amphibia, Anura, Pelobatidae.